AAUUAAAGAGUACCCUUUCUUCCUUUUCAUGUCUAUAUAAAGUACUCAAGAGCUUCACUGGUGAGGCAAAGCAUUCAGCAAUUAUCCAUCCAAAAUUGCUCUAAUGGGGAGUUUGAUGAUGAAGCUGCUACUGUUAAUCUUGAUUAUUGGCGGAUCAGUCUCUUGUUCUCUUGGAGUUGAACCGCUUGAAAGCUUGGUUUCACAAAAGGGAAGGAAAGAGAAAACCGCUUGUCAGCUUGCAGUAAAAGAAAAUUCUAGUGAUAUGAUAGAAAAGCUGAGGGAAUAUGAUGAAAAUCUGCAAGCUGCCGCAGAUUCCAAGCAAAAUAUUGAUGGCAAUUUCAGAGACAGUGAAAUUGUCAUGCGAAGAAAACUACUAGCUAAGAAAGCCACUCCUAGUCCCAGUAUUCGUGGCCCACAUGGUUGAUUAUGCAGCACGAACAAAAAUAGCCUAAUAGCUUGUAUUCCAUUAGUCUUGUGAGAAGAUCAGCCAAUCAAGUAGCUGAUUGGAUGGCAAAGAAAAAUUUAGGUCUUUUGCAUGCAAA
Messenger RNA from Hevea brasiliensis (rubber tree), 542 nucleotides. RefSeq lists its product as uncharacterized. The coding region runs from base 104 to 424 and encodes 106 amino acids. NCBI's taxonomy places the organism in Eukaryota, Viridiplantae, Streptophyta, Magnoliopsida, Malpighiales, Euphorbiaceae. The transcript is spliced from 2 exons. The record is from RefSeq and is a predicted model, not a curated record.